GGAAAGGUGGGAUGUGAAAUGACAGGAUUUAAUUGAUUCUGCUCUGAACUCUGCUUCAUCUUUAGGAACCCGGAUUGGGUCGUAGUUGGAGGGAUCAGCAGAGCUUUGUCAGAGGAUUCAGUCCGCUCUCCAUCUUUGGUGGCUGACAUGUCGGUGCCAAACUGUGUCAGAAAACGGAUCAACAAACAUGUUCUACACCUGUGGUCCCAACGAAGCCAUGGUGGUGUCAGGUUUCUGUCGUUCUCCUCCGGUGAUGAUCGCUGGAGGCCGAGUGUUUGUCUUCCCGUGCAUUCAGCAGAUACAGAGGAUUUCUCUGAACACUCUGACUCUGAAUGUGAAGAGCGAUAAGGUUUACACCCGCCAUGGGGUUCCCGUCUCUGUUACUGGCAUCGCUCAGAUGAAGAUCCAGGGCCAGAACAAGCAGAUGUUGGCUGCAGCCUGUCAGAUGUUCAUGGGGAAGUCUGAGGCUGAAAUCGCUCACAUCGCCCUGGAGACGCUGGAGGGACACCAGCGGGCCAUCAUCGCCCACCUGACUGUAGAGGAGAUCUACAAAGACAGGAAGAAGUUCUCAGAGCAGGUUUUUAAGGUGGCCUCCUCUGAUCUGGUCAACAUGGGGAUCAGCGUGGUCAGCUACACUCUCAAGGAUGUCCACGAUGAUCAGGAUUAUCUGCACUCGCUGGGAAAAGCUCGGACCGCCCAGGUCCAGAAGGACGCUCGCAUCGGAGAGGCUCUGAACAAGAGAGACGCAGUGAUCAGGGAAGCCCACGCCAUGCAGGAGAAAAUCUCGGCUCAGUACAGGAACGAGAUCGACAUGGCCAAGGCCCAACGAGACUACGAGCUGAAGAAGGCGGCCUACGACAUCGAAGUGAACACCAAAAAGGCGGAGUCAGAGAUGGCUUUUCAGCUGCAGGUUGCGAAGACGAAGCAGCGCAUUGAGGAGGAGAAGAUGCAAGUCCAAGUGGUGGAGCGCGCGCAGCAGAUCAUGCUGCAGGAGCAGGAGAUCACCCGCAGGGAGAAGGAGCUGGAGGCCAAGGUGAAGAAACCUGCCGAGGCCGAGCGGUACCGCCUGGAGAAACUGGCUGAGGCUCAGCGAAUGAAGAUGAUCAUGGAGGCAGAGGCUGAAGCUGAGUCUAUUAGGGUUAAAGGUGAGGCUGAGGCGUUUGCGGUCGAGGCGAAAGGUCGCGCUGAGGCGGAGCAGAUGGCGAAGAAGGCCGAAGCCUUCCGGGAGUAUAAGGAUGGAGCCAUGGUGGACAUGCUGCUGGAGAAACUGCCUCUGAUGGCAGAAGAGAUCAGCAGGCCUCUCUGUGAAGCCAACAAAGUGACCAUGGUGUCCAGUGGAGGAGGAGAUGUAGGUGCAGCCAAGCUGGCAGGGGAGGUUCUGGAAAUCAUGACCCGCCUCCCUGAAGCCGUGGAGAAGCUGACCGGAGUCAACAUCUCUCAGGUUUCUUCUCGAACAGGCUGAAGGGAAUCAGACCAAGAAGCUUCUUGGUAGAUCUGUUCUCCGUCUGUCUUGAUUCCUCCAUCGUAACGUCUGCUUCCUCACCUCUGACCUUCUGUGUCGCUGUUUCCCUCCACUGGUUUGUUAUUGAUGUUGUUCGUUAUCUGAGUUAAAUAUUUAAUAAAUAUUAAUUUAUUUUGUGUUUUUAAAAAAUGUUUUCAUAAGUUUAAAACUGUCAAAUUGUUUCACAUAUGCAGUAAAGCAAAUUUUUAAAAUGACUUAUUUUGGCAUUGGCGCAAUGUUCAAAAUGACUAAAACAAAUUAUUUGCUAGUUUAUCCGAUCGGCUUUAAUCCCAGGAUGAUUUAUUGUUCAAAAUUAAGUGUCCUAGAAAAGGAAAAACUUUCAUCUGAAAAUGUUUAGAUAUUGGACUGAAAAUGAAUGUUAGAGUCUGUUUAAAACCCACAGAAAUGAAAGGUGACUCAAACUUUUGCGCGGAAUAGUUUUACCGCUUUAAUUUCACAGGAAUAAUUUUACUGUAUUUCUUACUAUAUAUAUAUAUAUAUAUAUAUAUAUAUAUAUAUAUAUAUAUAUAUAUUUCCCAUCCAAAUAUGCUGGUUUUAUUGUUGUCAGUCUCACUACUUACUGUAAUAGUAAUAGAUUUAAUGCAUCUUAUUAGUUUUAGAAAUGUCCUCCCUGAUAGAUUAAAAGAUACUCAAUGUGUAGCUAAUGAUUUUUGUACAUCUUCUGCCUGCUGUACGUGUUUUCAUGCCAUGCCUCCUUCUGUGUUUACCUCCAACAUCUCUGACACUGCCAGUGUCUGCUGCCUUGCUGCCAAACCUCAAGUGCAUCUUAGAAUGAC
Molecule: messenger RNA, 2298 nt
Organism: Gambusia affinis (western mosquitofish)
Lineage: Eukaryota; Metazoa; Chordata; Actinopteri; Cyprinodontiformes; Poeciliidae
Gene: flot1a
Product: flotillin 1a
Exons: 13
Coding region: 188-1462 (424 amino acids)
Biological process (GO): positive regulation of cell junction assembly; regulation of receptor internalization; protein localization to plasma membrane
Cellular component (GO): plasma membrane
Source: RefSeq, a predicted model, not a curated record